Messenger RNA from Plasmodium relictum, 3759 nucleotides. It is a transcript of the gene PIGO, whose product is annotated as GPI ethanolamine phosphate transferase 3, putative. Gene Ontology annotation, molecular function: mannose-ethanolamine phosphotransferase activity. NCBI's taxonomy places the organism in Eukaryota, Apicomplexa, Aconoidasida, Haemosporida, Plasmodiidae. The transcript has 4 exons. Gene Ontology annotation, biological process: GPI anchor biosynthetic process. Bases 1 to 3759 code for a protein of 1252 amino acids. Gene Ontology annotation, cellular component: endoplasmic reticulum membrane. The record is from RefSeq and is a predicted model, not a curated record.
AUGAAAAAUAAUAUAUAUGGUAACAUUUUGACUAAUCAUAAGAUAAUAUUUUCUGUUAUUUUAUUAUUAAAUUUAUUAAUAUUUUUUUCCUUUAUUAAUGGUUUUUUAUAUCCAAGGCAAGGAAUAACAAAUAAAUCAGAAGACCUUGAAGUAUUUUGUAGAAAGGUGUUUGGAGAUGAUUAUGUAGAAUCCUUAAAAAAAAAAAAUUCAUUCUCCAUUAUUAAUGCACCAUAUGAUAGAAUAGUCUUAUUAUUAAUAGAUUCUUUAAGAUUUGAUUUUAUGCUUUAUGAUCCAAAUUAUAAAAAAGAAGAAAGAGAGAAUGAAGAUAAAGAUGAAAAUGGAAAUAAAAAAGAUAAAAAAAAUGAAUUAUACGGAGAGAAAUUGUUUUUAAAUAAUAUGAUGAAUUUACAUCAUAUUUUAAAAAAGGAAAAAAAAAAUUCUUUAUUAUUUCGGUUUGAAGCUGAUCCACCAACUAUUACCACUUCAAGAUUAAAAUCCAUUUUGAUAGGAUCAGUUCCAAAUUAUAUGGACAUUAAUGAAAAUUUUAACCCUAGUUCCAAUAUUCAAGAUAAUUUUUUUGAACAGCUACAUAGAAACAAGAAAAACACUAUAGUUAUUGGUGAUGACACCAUCACACGCUUAAGCAGAAAUUUUAAAAAAGAAUUAGUUUAUGAAAGUUUUAAUAUUUUUGAUUUUUAUUCUUUAGAUAUAGCUUCAAAAAAACAUUUUUACGAAGAAUAUGUUUUAGAUUAUUGGGAUUUAAUUUAUAUUCAUGUUUUAGCUGUUGAUCACGCUGGCCAUGUAGAGGGACCUAAUUCUAAAUCAAUGAGUAACAUUUUAAAGGAUUUUGAUAUGUUUAUAUACGAUAUUAUUAAUAAAAUAAAAUUAGAAAAAGAAAAAAGGACUUUAUUUUUAGUAAUAGGAGAUCAUGGACAAAUGGAUUCUGGGGAUCAUGGUGGUAGUAGUACAGAUGAAACAGAAAGUGCUUUAUUUGCAUAUUCUCCAAUGGAUUUUAUUUCUUUAAAUAAAAAUAUAAAUCAGAACAAUUUUAUUUUAUAUGACAAUGACUCAGCAAAAAACCAUUUUCUUACUAAUAAUAGUCAAAUAAACAUAGAAGGUUAUAAAAAAUAUCAUUCAUUUUUAAAUAAUAUAAAUAAAAAUGACACUUAUUAUUAUAAUAUUAAACAUACAAAACAAUUAAACUUAAUUAGCACUCUAUCUUUGUUAAUAGGAUCAACUUUACCCUUCUGCAAUAUAGGGAAUGUUAUUUUAGAUAUGAUUCCUGUUGCAUAUAUAAAUAAACAUUCUAAAUUAAAAAAAAAAGAAAACAAAGAAAGCAAGGUGGAUAUCAAUACUAAUGAAAAUUUUAAAAAUAACACAAAUAAUAAAAAUGAUGAUUUAGAUAGCCACUCUAAUUUAUAUUACGAUUUAUUAAAUUUACAUUAUAUAGCAGAAUUAAAUUAUGCUAACUUAUGGCAAAUAAAUAGAUAUUUAAAUUUUUAUGAAAAAAAAUAUAGAGUAUUAAAAAAUAAGGAUUAUUUUUUUAUUAAAAGUACGUGGACAAAAAUAGAAGAAGAGAAAUCUCAUUUUUUUAUAGCUUAUAAAAAUUUUGUUGACGAUGAAACAAUAUUAAGAAAAGAACAAAUCGCAUAUAUAGAAUAUAUAAAUAAAAUGAGAAAUUUAAUGGAUUUUACUCAAAAAUAUUUUUAUUCCAUAUUUUUUAUGAAAAAUCGUUCUUUUUUAAUUUUAUGUUUUUUUAUAAUCACUUAUUUUUUAAUAAUAUUUAAAAUUUUAUAUUAUCAUUCGAAAUUGAAUUAUUACCACAAUACAAUUACAAAGAGUAAUUAUUCUUUUAUAAUACAACUAUUUGUCUUAUUAUUACCAUUUAAUUCUUUUAAUAAAAAUAUAUAUUUAUUACUGUUUUCAUGUGCAUUUCUUUUAUAUUUUGUUACUCAUAUUUUAUCAAAAAAUAAAUAUAAAGAUUUUUAUAUGUUCUUCAAUUACGCAAAGAUAAGUAUAAUGUUUAACAAUAGUUUCAUAUAUGAAGAAGAAACAAAAGAAAAUAAAAAAAUAAAGAAACAAGAUAAUAAGGGUAUUACGCACAAUGAUAAAAAAAGAAGUAUUAACGAAAAUAACAAUAAUAAAUUUCAGAAUUUUAUAAACUUAAUAGUGAAAUACUUAAAUAAAAUAGGAACAAAAAAUACCUUAUAUAAUGAAAACAUAGAAUACAAAGUAAAUGACCAUAAGGAGAGUAAAACUUAUAUAUUUUAUAAUAUAUAUAAUAUUCUAAAAUUAUUUUACAUAUUUAAAAGUAAAUUUGCCCUUAUAUUGAUAAAUAACAUGUUUUUUGUAUUCGUUAUUAUAUGGAGUUUAUCUUUAGUAUCUUUUAAUUAUAUAGACAAGGAAAUAUACUACAUUCACUAUAUUUUAUUUAUGUACGUAGUUUUUUGUUUAUUUAAAUAUAAAAACAAGUUUUCUUUUAAUUUUAUUAGAGGAUGCCCCUUGCUAAUUAUUUUAACACUUAAUACAAUAUUUAAUUUUACUCCUGAUUUUUUGGAUCAUAAUAUUGAAAAAAAAUUUCUAAAUAAAUUAAUGUUAAAAAUAGUAUUACCCGUUUCUUUUUAUUUUUUAAGUUUAAUAUUAAUAAACAGUGGUAUAAAUAAAUUAUUACAGAAAAAAAUUAAAUAUAUGGUAAUGCAAAUAUGGACAUUGCAAUUUGUUCUUGUUUUUUUAUUUCUACUUAAAAUAAAUGAAUAUAUGGAUUUUUUAAUUCCUCCAUUUAUUUAUAUUUUGACUUUUUCAAUUUUUAUAUUUAUUAUAUUAAGAAAGAAUAGUAUAAUAGAAAAAAAGAAGCUACCCGGAGAUAUUCAAAAACUAUAUGAGGUUUCUAUUAGUUUAUUUAUAAUUCUUUUUUCAUCAAUUCAAUUAUCUAUUAUUAUCUAUAGUAAUACAAAUUUAAGUGUAUUGUUUCUCUUUUAUAUAACAUUGAUAUUUUUUUAUUUCUUUUUUUUAAGUAUUAACAGUUCAGAAAAUAAUGAAGACAAUAAUAUUGUAAUUAAUUGGAUUAAUGAACAUGGAGAUAUCAAAAUGUUUAACAUAGAAAAUAAAAAUAAGAAUAUUAAAACAUAUCAUAUAAAUACAUCAAUUAAGGAAAAAUUUUCUCUCAAACUUGAAGAAGAAAAAAAUAAUAUAUUGAAUAAAUGCAAUUUAGUAAAUCAAACAGAUAUAACGCAAAUGCAAAUUUUUAAGUUAAUUAAAAACUUCUCAUUCUAUUUAAUUAAUGAGACUGAUUUUCAUAUAUUAUCCUCAGUACUUUUAAAAUAUUCUUUUUUUAUAACUGGCCACAAAUUUAUUUUUAACAAAUUGCCUAUCAAUUCAGCUUAUGUAGGGUUAAAUAAGUAUGUAUGGCCAAUAAGCCAGUUUUAUUUGUUUAAUCAUAUUUUCUUUCCUUUUGUAUUUUCACUUUUUUUCGUUGUCUAUAUUUAUAAUUUGAGAAAAAUCAAAAUUAUGCUUUUAUUUAAAGAGUUGGAUUUUUAUAAUUUUUAUCUUUAUCCACUAAUUAAUUUUUUGUUUAAAAUUCUCUUUUUAUUUUCUUCCAAGUUUAUUUUUUCUUUAUGUGCAUCAUUUUAUUUAGACCUUCACAUUAUGCUUUACGAUUAUUUCCUACCAAAUUUUUUUUAUUUAACAGUUAUUAACAUCCUUUUUAUAUCAUUUUGUUUAUUGAUAUUGUCAAUAACUAAAAAUAUUCUCUUAAGAUAA